Polyodon spathula (Mississippi paddlefish) is the source of this 594-nucleotide messenger RNA. RefSeq names its product C-C motif chemokine 3-like. The transcript is spliced from 3 exons. Gene Ontology annotation, molecular function: CCR chemokine receptor binding; chemokine activity. NCBI's taxonomy places the organism in Eukaryota, Metazoa, Chordata, Actinopteri, Acipenseriformes, Polyodontidae. Gene Ontology annotation, cellular component: extracellular region. Gene Ontology annotation, biological process: monocyte chemotaxis; chemokine-mediated signaling pathway; neutrophil chemotaxis. The coding region runs from base 51 to 365 and encodes 104 amino acids. The record is from RefSeq and is a predicted model, not a curated record.
AGAAUUCAGAACUCAGAACUUCAGAACGCAGAACUUCAGAACACCUUGAGAUGAAGAUGAAGUCUACAUUUGUGGUCAUUGCUGCUCUUCUAUUCGCAGCCCUGCUCUCACAGACACAUGGCCAGUUGGGUGCCAACCGACCAACUGAGUGCUGUUUUUCCCACUCUCAAAAACAAAUUCCAAAAAAAUAUUUAAAUUACUAUAAGGAGACUCGAUCAGACUGUUCAAUGCCUGGAUUGAUAUUUGUCUUGAAAGGAGGCAUAAAGAUUUGUGCCAAUCCCAACCAUAGAUGGGUUCAAGAUCGUAUUAAAUUCCUUGAUGAACAGUUUAUGAAUAAUAAAAUGAAGGCACAAGAGAAGAAAUAAAGGGGCAUGUUUUCAAAUCUUUCGCUCCACUCUUUUCAAAUGUUCAAACUAUCCUUCAAUGAAAGGUUUGCAGCUAAAUAGAUUUGAAAAGCCAAAACUGUGGACAGAUUCUUUGCAUGUAUAUUUACUUUAUACCCUAUACUGAUUUUCCAUGACCAAUAUAAUAUGUCAAGCAUUUUUUAUUGUAAAAUUGCGGCGAAUGGAUUAUUAAAAUGUACUUUUGUGAUAA